Molecule: messenger RNA, 6501 nt
Organism: Prorocentrum cordatum
Lineage: Eukaryota; Dinophyceae; Prorocentrales; Prorocentraceae
Source: the annotation of a GenBank genome assembly
AUGACAACAAGGAUAACUUUCAGGUACAAGAGCGAGACCACAGGCGACUGCGUCAUCAAGUGGGUGCUCCCCUUCAUGGUUGGAGGCGACGAGCCCAGGUCACCACUACCGCCAGGACCACCACCCGGGAGGACCAACGAGGUGUUCGACGUUACUACACCCGAAAGGGUCCACAUGUUCUGCAAGAAGGUCAUCUUCGCCAUCUACCAGUUCAGCCACCUUGACCCAGCAUCAUUUCUUGCAGACAUGCAACAUGGGAGGGGACUUCUACAAACAGGUCAGGUGAUACAAGACAUCGCAAGGGACGUGACCACAUGCCCCAUCAACAUGGCUUUGGUGCUGGACAAGCUCUGGGACACUGAGGAUGACGCCGACAUGCUCUGCCUUACCAGCUCGUCGGCGCCCUCCAUAUUCCGUGGACCGAUCAGCAUCGACGGCCACAGCUCCAUAUUGAGUGGCUUCGAGCUCAGCUUCAGCUACAUCUCGGAAUCGACCUCCAGCGAGGUCCAGAGCGACAAUUCCAGCAGCGAGUACGAGCAGCAUCAGCAUUCUCCUCUCGACAGCGAGGACGACAUCUACGCCGCCAAGGUCAGCAUCAUGGCAAAGGCAGGCACUCUACCCGACCCUGGGCUGAGCAGCGCGGUACCAGUACCGGGCCUCGACGAUGCUGACGACGAACUUGCAGCUCUACAGCUUAUGGUCACCAGUCAGGAUUCGCCAUUCGGCUGGGAGUUCGACGGCACGGAUGCGAAGCUCAGCGACAUCUUCGUGGACAUCAGCACGAGGAACAUGACGCCCCACGAGCGUGCGGCGUUCAUGCAGGGCAAGCGGAAGGAGCUGACGGAGUUCUUCGGCAAUGACGUCUGGGAGUCUCACAAGCCCACCGGGGAGGAGGACCCUCGGCGGAUACUCAAGGCGAAGUGGGUGCUCAAGUGGACAAAGAACGACGACGGCGCACCACGUGCCAAGGCGCGGCUGGCACAUUUCAAGGUGCCCAAAGACGCGGCAGAGCUCAUGGGCAUCGAGCCGAAUACUCUUAUGAAGCUCAUUAAGCGAAUGUACGGCCAGGUGGACGCACCGAGGCGUUGGUGGCUACGUGCGGUGGACGACCUGAAGGCCAGUGGUCUGAAGCAGCAUCCUUUGGACCCCUGCGCGUUCCUCAGUUUCGAUGAGGACGGCAAUAAUGACGGUUUCAUUCUACUCUAUGUGGACGACAUGCUGGGAGGUAAAUUGACGCAGACCCCGCACUGGGAGAACCCGAAGUCGAACAGCAGCGAGAUUGAGGUGAAGAUGGCGACCUACGUCAAGAACCUGGAGCCCAUCACGAUCGAGGCGAACGAGACACUGCGGUUCUACAAGCAGAACUCGGACGUCGGGCUCAAGAUUAAGAAGAUCGGCCAGGUAUGCGACAUAGUGUUCGUAGCAAUGACGGACGCAGCCUGGGGAGUUCGACUGGGAGGGUCCAGUCAAGGUGGCUACGUCGUCCUGGCAUGCCACAAGAAGAUAUUCGACGGACACGAGUCCGACUUUAGCGUGAUCGACUGGAAGUCUUUCAAGCUACUGCGCAUGGCGCGUUCCUCUCUACAUGCGGAGUCACAGGCAGCAGCAGCGGGCAUGGAUGGCUGGGAGUUUGCGAUGCGAUUCUGGGCAGCCCUGAUCUACGACGGCGUGGACAUCACGAAGGAUGAAAGCACCCGCAUGGCGGGUGAGCCAGCACUAGUUGUGGACGCGAAGGCGCUCUACGACGCGGCCCAGAAGGAGAGCAUCGCUAGCUUCCAGGACAAGCGAACCGGCAUCGAGGUGCUAGCGCUGCGUGGGAGGAUGGAGGCUACAAUGACACGCUGGAGGUGGGUAUCUUCAGAGAGGCAAUGCGCGGACGGGCUCGCGAAGAUCGCGGCGAGACAGCUCCUCGCCGACCGUCUGCGACAUGGCUGGCUACAGCUCAAGCAUGACCCGAACUACCCGGCGGCGAAGAAGAAGACCAAGGAAGAGCGACAGGAUAGCAUCGAUCAGACCAGGCCGGCGGCGUCGGCGGCUACGCGGAAGGCAACGACACCGUUCAUGCAGUUGGCGGUGUUCGCAAUUUGUUGUUGCAGAUCGGCGGCUCACUCGGGCUGCGACGCGAAGAACGAGAACAUCGCGGGGGCCGAGUUCAAAUGCAAGACUGAGUUGGCAGUUCUCCGGGCGAAGGCCGAAAAGGAGCGGAUCGAGAAGGUGCGCGACCUCGGUCUGCGCGCCCGCGAAGCUGGCGCGCGGGCGACCGAGGAGGGCGCCGCCCUGCAAAGCGAGCUGGGAGCUGCGCGCCGCGAGCUGCGGGGCACGUUGUGCGAGGCGCAGCGGGCCGAGGAGGCGGCGAGGCAGGCAGCCAUGCGGCGGGCGCCGAUUGCCGCCGAGUGGCGCGAGGCGGAGGCGCUUCGCUCCGCGUCCGGCGCCGCCGAGGCCGCGGCCGCCGCGCUGCGGGAGCAGCGGGGGGCGCUGCGCGCCGAGGAGCGCGAGCUGCUCGGGUCCCUCGGGCGCGGCGGCGAGGAGGUGGAGCGGCAGCAGGAGACGGCCCGGCAGCUGGAGGCGGCGCUGGAGGGCCAGCGGGCCCUGCUGGGGCGCCGCCGGGCGCGCUCCGCGGGCCUGCACGCGGAGCUGCAGCAGGUGCUGCGGGACCUCGAGCAGGACGACCACCAACAUUCGAGGCGCUGCGAAGCGGAGCUCGCUGCGAGGGUGGCGCUGCUCGAGGGGGAGGCGCAGUCGGCAAGGGCCACCUCCGACCGCUGCGCACUGAGCGGCGGCUGCAAGGCGCCAGCCACCCGGGCCUCCGAGCGCGUCGAUGUCCUCGGCCUCGGCCUCCGGUUGCGUCCCAAUAGCCCUCCCAUCGGUCUCUGGAAUUUCGUGGAUGACGCAGUCGUGCACAGCGAGGGCAUUGUGGCUUCUGUUCGGACCCAGAUGGUGGCAUUGGCGGGACAGCUCGUGCAGUCGUUUGCCGAACAGUGGCUGCCGAUCUCGGACAAGACCACAUUGGUCUCUAACUCGGGAUCGCUCGGCCGCGGCUUGGAGAGCGAUCUGAAAGCCACGAGCUUGCCCAUCAGUAGGACUGCCUUUGCCGUAGACCUGGGCUGGGACACGACGGCAGGAGCUCGCAGAGUCGUCCGCGAGUUGGGAGAGCCGAGCCAAGUGCCGGCUCCACUGAGCGGGGCGCCGCUGGGCCUGCGCGCUCGCUGGGUGGUGCCCGGCUCCGGGCUUGCGGGAGCGGGCGCCACCGCGUCUGAGGCCGUGACAGGCGCGUUGCUUGCGCGCCGCGCGGUGGGCGGCCCCGCCCCUGAAGAGCUCGUUGGCCGCUUCGAGGAGACGACCCGCGCGCAGCUGAAGGCCAACAGGGAUAUGAGUGCGACAUCGCUGCCAUCACCGUCCUGGCUGGUCAAGGUGAAACGGCCCGAGGGGCUGGCAGUAUACGGCUUCCGAACGCUACCGUCCGCUGCCGACGUGUUGGCGGGCAUCAUGGAGGCGGUCUUCCUCUCUGGCGGCGUCCGCCCUGCGUCGCACGCCAACAUGCCUCUGGCUGCCGGCAGCGUGGGCGGCUUGGCGGCGGGCGUGCGCGCGUUGGCGGAUCCUGCGCCGUCCCCGCCCGCGGACGCGCCUGGCGGCGCCCUCGCGCUGCCCGCUGCGGCCCUUGGGGCCGCGGCGCCGCCGCUCGCUGCGGCCGACCUUCGAGUCGACGCCGUGAGCAUCGACGUCCGCGGCGACCGCUGGAGGGACUUCCUCGAGGGAGCCGCCUCGCCGACGGCCUGGCAUACCAAUUGGAUGGUCGAGGGGCGGAUCGCGGAGGGCGAUCCGAUUACGCGUGAGCACGGCCUCCUUUGCCGCAUCCUGGAGCUGACGGUGGGCUACGACCAAGUCAAUAUGGGAGAGCUGGCGCAUCUGGAGAUGACGGCGCGGCGCCUCUUCAGCCACGUGAAGAGAAGCCCGUUGCAGUUGCCGGACGUUCGGGGCCUGGACUGGGCAAGCCCUGCGUCGACCCUGCCGGCGAGCGCGUCAUGGGCAGGCAUGGGGCUCAGCCCCGAAGUUUCAAGCUACAUGGCGGCUGCGGACAUCCAGUGCGCCUUCUUCCACAUGGGGCUUCUCUCGGGCCGCCGCCACCACGUCUUCGUGGACAACGUGGCUCUGGCGCUCACUGCCGGCAGGGGCCGCGGCCGCGCGGCCAAGCGCCGCGUCGCCUCUCGGUGUCGGUUGAUGGGUGCAGCGCGGUCGUCGGUGCAGGAGCUCGACGUGAUCUCGGCGGCCUUCCUGGCGCGCCCGGCCGAGCGGUGGCCGCUGUGGGCGGCUCUGAAGCUCGCCCGUCAUGGCGGCGCGGCGCUGCGGGGCUUCGACGCGGCGGACGUGCGCGGCGCCCUCGACCAGGCGACGGGGCGGCUGGGUUCGGAGGCGCAGCCUUCCCUGCAUGUGCUUCGGCACAGCGCGGCCAGCGACGACCUCCCGGCGGCGCGGUUCUCGUUGCCCGAGGCGAAAGACGCUGGAAGGUGGAUCGCCGAUUGCUGUCUGCGGCGGUCUGCAAAGAGGGCCAAGCUGCAGCGACAGAUGGACGACCUGCCCGACGAGGUGACGUCUAUCGGCCAGCUGGUGGAUGCCCACCUCGGGGCGCUGAUUGAGGCAGCUGCCCUGGGGAUGCCCUUCCCGCGGCCUGUUCCCGUGCGGCUGGCGGUGGUGAACGACGUUAUGACCAGCGUCGUUUUCGCGUCAAGAUUGCUGUUCAAGAUAGUCGUGGUAUCCCGUGGGCUCAUGGCGUGCCCUGUAUUCAAGCUGCAGAGAUCCGUCGCCGUGGACGGCGAGGAGGGCGGGGACACGUGGGACUGCGGAUUCGCUUGGCAGGCCGUCAUGGACUUUGUGGUCGGCUUCCCGGCGACCGCGCAGAAGUGGUGGCUCGACGUCACCGUGCGUUCGCCCUUGGGCAGCGCGCUGUUCGCCUCGAGCAGGGUGGCCGGGUCCGCGGCGGCAGUGGGUGACAAUUGCAAGAACGUCCGCUACGGCGCUGGCGUGCGCAGCAUCAGCGUCGAGUCGGGCGGGCGGCUGAGCGCAAGCGCAGCGACUGCACUCGCGGACCUCGCUGCGGCGUCGCAGCCUUACGGCCGGCGGCAGCGGGGCGGGCGCCGUGGCACGACAGCACUAGCGCUCGCUGGGCGCGUCUGUGCGCUCGUCGUCGCAUGGUGCGCGGACGCGACGCUGGCGGGGCGGCACCUGCUCGCCUGGACGCCCCGCUCCGUUCCGCCCGCGCGCCAGCACGUGCUCGCGGUCCUCGCGGCGGCCUCGCUCGUCUGUGUGGUGAUGGCCUUCUGGGUGGGCUGGAAGAGCUCCAGGGCCAUGAUGAAGACGCUCACGGUGUCGACGAUCGUGCUCGGCGUCAUCCUGCUGGCCGUGGCCCUGUUCGCCAGGCUGUACAGCAACAGCGCCAGGCCGGACGUGGUGCGCGUGGCCAAUCUUGUGUGUCAGGACGUCCACGUUUGGAAGUGCCAGGCCGGCAGCUCCGAGCUCGAGGCCAGCCCUGAGGAGGAGCCCGAGAGGCGGCUGCUCGACCGAGCGCCCGCGCGGCCACGUCCGCAGCGGUCUAUCGCAGGGGCGGAGUUGCUGGGCUUGCUCGUGAUUCUCAAGUACUCCCUGCCGCCCAUCACGGCCUCGUUCGACGCCUCCUUCGUCGCCGAUGGGCUGCUCGAGCGCGGGCGCGCAGCCGCCGCCGAGGCGACGGCGGCCCAGGGGGCUCUGUGGCGCAGGACCUGGCGAGUUCUCGAUGACUACGGGGGCCCGGGCGACAGGGCUCUCGCGGCCAAGGAGAUCAAGGGCCACGCCGCCAGGCAGGGCGCGGACAGGUGCGCCAAGUGCGCCGCUCAGGUCUUCCGUUCUCCUGCUGGCGUCAGGAAGGCUCGUGAGGUCAGGGCCCUUGCUCUCGAUGAAGUUGCUCAUUGGGUUGGUGCCGCUGGUGGCGAAUCGACCCAGUUCCGACGGGUCUUCGAUGGGGGUUGCGAGGGGUGCAAGAAGGGCCCGCUUCUCUCGCUCAGGAAGCACGAGACCUUCAAGAUCGCGAACGACGGGGUCCGCUGCGUCAUGUGCCUCAGGUCUGCUUGGGGCGUGAGUGGCAUCGAGGAGCUCUACGGCCACGCCUGCGACCACGAGGCCUUCGCCCCGGGCGCCGGCGGGGCCUGGCGCCGGAGGGCCGAGAGCGCCAGGGUCGGCCCAGAGGCUGAGGACGGCGAGGGGGCAGGAGCUGCCGCGGCUGGCGCUGCCUCGGGGUCGGGAUCUCAGGGCGUCACGAGCGAGCGCGACCUGCGCGCCAUCAGCGGGUACCGCGGGUGCAAGAGAUGCCGCUGCUACGCGCGGGAGAUCAAUGGCAAGCACGGGGUGGUUGGUGGCGAGUGCCAGCCCGCGUCGGGCGAGGCGCUCGGGGGGAUGCGGAAGAUCGAGCAGAUCAGGGCUGGCUUCGACCUGAAGACGGGCAGACUGCAGAGGCGCCUCACUUCUCCUUGA